GCAUUCAAUUUAUUCAGUGCCAUCCUUACAGAAAUGGCAGCAGAACCAAAUAAUUCAGAAGCUGAAAGCACCACCACGAGCAACUCAUCUCUAUGUUCAGUAGCCUCUUCACCAUGUUUAUCUGGGUUGUUGCAGACUACUACUCAUCUCAACUCACCCUCCAACACUACCAAGACUCCCAAAACAAGUGAGAAAGGUGACUCAAACUCACAGAAGCAGAAAACGUCGCUUAAAAGAGGAAGAGAGUCUACAGAUGAUGACACCAGCAACAAACACCCGGUUUACAGAGGAGUUCGAAUGCGCAGUUGGGGCAAAUGGGUGUCGGAAAUUCGAGAGCCUCGUAAGAAGUCGCGUAUCUGGCUAGGCACAUUUUCGACACCGGAAAUGGCAGCGCGUGCCCACGACGUGGCCGCGCUAAGCAUUAAGGGCGACUCGGCCAUUCUGAACUUCCCUGAAUUAGCCGAGUUGUUGCCCCAUCCGGAAUCACGCCAACCUCCGGACAUUCAAGCUGCCGCGGCCAAAGCAGCAGCCAUGGUUCAUCUAGAUUCCACCACGUCUACUACAACAUCGUCAUCUACAUCCUUAUCUUCUUCGUCAUCAGAGGGUUUGGAAUCCGAAGAGGAGUUAGGCGAGAUUGUGGAGCUACCCAACAUAGAAGACAGCUUCAAGUCAGGCGAGUCAAGAAGCGAGUUCAUACUGGUGAAUGAUUCGGUGGACAUUGGUUGGCUAUAUGAUCAUACAUCAUUAAUGGGGCUCGAUCACUUUGGAGAAGAUCUAGUGUCUUGGGAUAUGAUCAAUCAAAUGAUUACUUGAAAUCUU
Messenger RNA from Argentina anserina (silverweed cinquefoil), 819 nucleotides. RefSeq names its product ethylene-responsive transcription factor TINY. NCBI's taxonomy places the organism in Eukaryota, Viridiplantae, Streptophyta, Magnoliopsida, Rosales, Rosaceae. Bases 34 to 813 code for a protein of 259 amino acids. Gene Ontology annotation, biological process: regulation of DNA-templated transcription. The record is from RefSeq and is a predicted model, not a curated record. The transcript has a single exon. Gene Ontology annotation, molecular function: DNA binding; DNA-binding transcription factor activity.